UCUAAUGUUUCUGUUUUUGAGAAAGCGCAAAAGCCUCAUGUUUCAUUCCAUUGAAAAGUUAAAAGAGACACAGUACGCCCCAAAUGGGACGAAAAAGAAAACGAUUACAGACUUACCUGUGGGCUUCUAGAAAUGAGAGGUGCUAUGUGAUUAUGUUUGUAUCAACAUUAGAAAUUAUUUUAAGACAUGAUGGCAGAAAGCUUCAAAGUCAAUAGUAAACAGGAUUUGUUAGCAUCCAUACCUCUCAGUUGCAGAACAGAAUCAUUUGGCUGGCAAAAGAAGCAAUAGCCUGAAAAGGAAAAACAACCUAUUGGGAUGCUAAACUUCACCAAAAAGAACUCAUCGAUGUUUGAGAAUCAAUUAGUCUACCAAAAAGAAAUACUCCCUCCGUCCCAUAAUAUAAGAAGUUUCUUGCAAGCUAGCAUAGCUUGCAAAAACAUCUUAUAUGGUGGGACGGAGAGGGUAGCAUUGUAUGAAAAACAUCAAAAAAAGACUGGUGAGCAGGGGCACAGUUCAGAACCUCUUCUAUGUUAUGGUUUGAUGCGAUAUAACCAUAGUACUCACACUGUGGGUGGCUCAAACUGAAAAGAUGGGGAUAAAAUGUUGAAUUAAUAAAAAGCUCCGUGUUUCCUUGUGCGUUGUAUCUUGUUUUCCGAUACAUAAAAAUCCCAGCUCUAAACCAUGAGUAUCCAACAAAAGAAAGCAUGCCUGAUUAAAUGAAGAACAUGCGGUAGCCAGCAGCAUUCCACAACAUAACAGCUUGAGCAUGCAAUUGUGUCAAGAUCCAUCACCAAACCACACCAUUCUUUAUUAGCCCUUGCUGCCAAUAAGUGGAACAUGACAAUGUGAUGGUUCAUCUCGAGGACAGCAGACAUAAUAAAAAACUGUAGUAAACAUGAGACGGCUUUAGUGUUGUCAUCUCUAUGCUCCUGCCAGAUCUCAAGGCAUAGCAGACAGCAGCAUCAGGGAGAUGUAAUGGCAUGAUUCUUCAUGUCCACCGAUUAGAUGCUGCACCACUGCUGUACACUUCUUCUGUAUAAAUAGACGGCAGCAGAACUGUACAUACAUCAAACAAGAAGCUCUUCUUUUCUGCUUCUCCUCCUCUCAUCAACCACAAUACAGAGAAAAACAUCAAGCUCAGAGAUGGCUUUCCACCUAAGAUCGAUAAGUUUGCCUUCUAGGCCUCACGUCAGUGAGACCGAAGUCGAGCAAGAACUUCACAGCUUAGAAGCAAGCAUCUGUUCCUCCAAUUCCAUCAGUACGAUGUGCGAUGGUCUCAGGAGUCUUGCAAACAUCUACCAUGCUCUUGAAGAGAUUAUUUGCUUACCAAGCAACCAAGUUUGCUCCUCCCAGCAGAGGAACAUAUUGGAUGGAGAAAUGGAAGCUUGUCUCGAGCUGCUAGAUCUCUGCAGCACUAUGCAAGAGAUCUUUGUCGAGAUGAAGGCAAUCAUCCAAGAGCUGCAACUGGCUCUAAGGAAAGGGGAUGAUGCAGCUGCUCAAGCCAAGAUCCAGUCUUACACCCACUUGGCGAAGAAGGCCAAGAAACAUUUCAGGAAGACCGCGAAGAAGGCUCCUGCAGCUUGCAAGAUGGUCAUGCUGUUGGCCAAGGCCAGAGAGAUCUCUGUCUCUCUGCUGGAGUCCACAAUCCAUCUCUUGUCGAAGCAAAUCGAAAUGCCAAAACAGCCUCUUGUUUUCAAGGCAUUUCACAAGAAGGCAGCUGUUUGCAAGGAGGAGCAAUUGUUGGGUCUAGAGGGCAGUAUGGGAGAUCUCGAGAGCGGUGCAGGACAUCUGUUCAGGAAAUUAGUCCAGAGCAGAGUUUCUUUACUCAACAUCCUUAGCUCGUAGAUACUCCCAAGACGCUCUUGACACUCUUGACACUCUGAUUGGCAUCCACCUUUUAAGGAAUAGCUGAUCUUCAUACAGUUUCCCCAUAUUUCUACGAGAUAGUAUAAAUGUAAAUGAUACUAUAGAAAGAGAAACAGAAGUUCUGAUCCAUUUGACCAUUUCAUGCUUAUGUGUUUUCGUGAGCCUAGUAUACUUUAUUUUAAUGUCCUUAGUUAGUGGAUCUUGCUUCUUGUGCAUGAAACAUGCCAGAUCAAAGUCAGAAGGUCUCAACUUGUUGUUAGCAGAAUCAAUCAAUUUUAUUAUCCAGAUUCUGUACCACCACCACAUGUCCAUAUGGCUGUGCAGUCUGGCACUACAAUUGAAUAUAUUUAUUGUUUCAUACAACAAAGUCUAGAUUAGUACUCUCAAGUAUUAACAUUGUCGACAUCUAUAUCAUUUAAGCAUUUAAGGUGAAAAAUAACAAAAAACAUUUAUCGUAGAAGCACAACCUUUUGCAUGUCCUACAGGAUUAACGAUAAUCUGAGCAAAACGUGAUACAAUCUUUUGCACUGAUAUUGUUACAUACAGUAGCCUUAGUAAUGGCCUUUCUGAACAAGGGCUUGUGGAAUCGGCCAUUGAGUAAUUUCUAAGUAUGCCAUGCAAGCCUUAUAUUUUUGGCUACAAU
Messenger RNA from Hordeum vulgare subsp. vulgare (domesticated barley), 2509 nucleotides. RefSeq lists its product as uncharacterized. Gene Ontology annotation, biological process: root development; shoot system development. The transcript has a single exon. NCBI's taxonomy places the organism in Eukaryota, Viridiplantae, Streptophyta, Magnoliopsida, Poales, Poaceae. The record is from RefSeq and is a predicted model, not a curated record. Bases 1144 to 1845 code for a protein of 233 amino acids.